AUGCCGCGCCACCAGCGAGAUGAUGACGAAGAACGACCUCUCCUACUACGUCCUGACAGAGAAACAGCAACAGAAACAGAAGAAGACGUCGCCAGCCAAUACAGCGCCCUCAGCGAACACCGUGAAGGGGAAGGUGAAGACACCUCCGACUCUGACACCACCAACACAAUCCGCCGCAUCGGCUUCGGCACCGACGACCAAGAAAACCCCAAAGCCUGGCCCCCCGGCCAGAAACUCAGCAACGUGGCCAUCAUCGCACUGAUGGCCAUCCUCAGCCCGCUGGCCAGCUCCAUGUUCACGCCAGGCAUCUCGCAGAUCGCCGAGGACCUGGACACCAAUGAGCAGAAAGUCAUCGCCACCACCACCGGGUUUGUCAUCAUGUUGGGCUUUGGGCCGUUGGUGCUGGCGCCUCUGUCGGAGACGUUUGGGCGGCGGGCGCUGUAUGUGUGGUGUUUCUCCGCGUUUACCAUCUUGCAGGUCGGCGCGGCGUUGAGCCCGAAUAUCGGGGCGUUGAUUGCGGUGAGGGCGGUCAGUGGGUUUUUUGGAAGUGUCGGGCUGGCUAAUGGAGGCGGAACCAUUUCUGAUAUGUAUGAGCCGUCGCAGAGGGCUGGGAUCUUUGGAUGGUAUCUGCUCGGACCGCUGCUGGGACCGACGCUGGGUCCUCUGUUUGGAGGUGUGAUUGUGAGUCGGUUGGGCUGGAGAUGGAUAUACUGGAUUCUUACAAUUGUCUGCGCAAUCAACACCGCGAUAGGAUACUUCUCGCUGCGAGAAACCUAUGCACCAGUCCUUCUCGGCCGGCGCAAAGCCAAACUUCAGAACGAGGCUGGCGAAAACACCAAGAUCCACUUCGACGGGGAAGACGAGCGACCGGUAUGGAUGAAGCUGAAGGCGAGCAUGAAACGGCCCUUCGUCAUCUUCGUGCAGCCCAUUGUCUUGAUCAUGAGUUCCUACCAGGCCCUGAUCUUCGGGACCACAUACAGCAUCUACACCAACAUGCAGAGUAUAUAUUCCGAAGCCCCGUACCACUUCAACUCGGAACAGAUCGGCCUCUUGUACCUGGGGCCAGGUCUAGGGUUCUUGACCUCGGUCUGGUUCUUGGUGCCUCGCAUCGACACCGUGUUCAACAGACUGACAAGGAAGAAUGGUGGACAGUCGUUGCCUGAGUUUCGCCUACCGCUCGCCAACGUGGGCAGCGUCUUGAUCCCUGCUAGUCUGCUCUGGUUUGCUUGGACGGUGCAGUACCGAGUCCAUUGGCUGGCUAGCAUCGCCGCGACGUACUUUUACGGCGUGGGACAGGUUGUUGUUUUCAAUUCGGUCCAAAACUACUACAUCGAUGCCUUCUCGCAGUAUGCUGCCUCGGCCAUUGCAGGGGGUUCUGUUUUUAGGAGCUUGGUUGGGGGCCUGGUUCCGUUAUUUGCACCCAAACUGUUUGAGCAAAUCGGGUACGGCUGGGGAAUCAGCUGCUUUGGAUUCGUGGCCGUUCUCAUCGCGCCGAGUCCUGUCUUGUUCUAUUACUUCGGAGCCCGCAUCCGUGAGAGAUUCCAGUUGAAGUUCUAG
Molecule: messenger RNA, 1557 nt
Organism: Capronia coronata CBS 617.96
Lineage: Eukaryota; Fungi; Ascomycota; Eurotiomycetes; Chaetothyriales; Herpotrichiellaceae
Exons: 4
Coding region: 1-1557 (518 amino acids)
Biological process (GO): transmembrane transport
Molecular function (GO): transmembrane transporter activity
Source: RefSeq, a predicted model, not a curated record